This is a messenger RNA of Arachis ipaensis, 384 nucleotides long. RefSeq names its product RING-H2 finger protein ATL52-like. Gene Ontology annotation, biological process: protein ubiquitination. Lineage: Eukaryota; Viridiplantae; Streptophyta; Magnoliopsida; Fabales; Fabaceae. The record is from RefSeq and is a predicted model, not a curated record.
AUGGCGGAUGGUGAUGAUGGUGGGGGUGGUGGUUUUUUAUUCAAUAGCAAUGUUAGUUCCGUGCUAGCUGGCAUGGGUUCAGCUUUGAUUGUGCUGCUACUAUACCGAUGCAUGUCCAUGUUCUUGUGCAUCCGCCAUCCUCUCACAACUGAACAAGAGCAGGCUCGGUCCCCGCCGGCCGGCACCCAAUCUAGUACUUUGAUGAAUUCGGUGGCGCAUAUGAUCCCAUCCCACAAGUACGACAAGAAAGAUGAUGAUUGCACAACAUGUGCAGUGUGCUUGGGAGAGUUCGAGGAGGGCUUUCUGCUUUGCUCUGAGUUUGCUUUUGUUUUGUAUGUUCUUGGGAAUGGUGACUGUGCAGCUGAACUUGGCAUCUUCUCCUAA